This is a messenger RNA of Camellia sinensis, 504 nucleotides long. Lineage: Eukaryota; Viridiplantae; Streptophyta; Magnoliopsida; Ericales; Theaceae. The record is from RefSeq and is a predicted model, not a curated record.
AUGAUCAACUCUCCUUUUUUUUGGGUGAAUAAUCAACUCUCCUUUCUUUUUCCUCAAGACACACCCUCAAUAAAUAUCAAGCCUCCUUCAUCCUUCAAUUCAUACCCACCACCAAAGUCUGCAUUGCUUUCUUUUUCACAGCACAAAUAAUUAGACCCUCUGCUGUAAGUUGAGAGAGAAUUAGACAUGGCAACAAGUGACAUAAAGCUUCUAGGUGCAUCGCCUAGCCCAUACGUGAACCGGGUUCAAAUUGCCCUUAAUUUGAAGUCCAUCAAAUACGAGUUUCUUGAAGAGAAAUUAGGUACCAAAAGCGAACUCCUCCUUAAAUCCAACCCGAUUCAUAAGAAAAUGCCGGUUCUCAUCCAUAGUGGCAAGUCUAUAUGUGAGUCUCUCAUCAUCAUUCAAUACAUUGAUGAGGUUUGGACCUCUGGUCCCUCUAUCCUCCCUUCUGAUCCCUAUGACGGUGCCCUUGCUCGCUUUUGGGCUGCCUAUCUUGAUGACAAG